AUGGAGUUCAGAGGGGAUACCACGUCCCACCCCGUCUCACUGAUCUGUGUUCCCAACGGCUCAUUCUACAUUUACUGCAUCUCCGACCCCACCGAGACAAAAGUCCGUGCUGUCUCCAUGGCAGCCACUGGAACAUUCCACUAUGUCAUUGUCGGCGGUGGUGCCGCGGGACUUCUCCUCGCGACGCGUCUCUCAGAGGACCCCGAGGUGCAGGUCCUCGUCCUCGAGGCUGGGGAGGACCUCAGUCUCGACCCGCGCGUCAACGUGCCCGCCAUGUGGACACAGUUAUGUGGCAGCUCGGCAGACUGGCGGUUCAAGACGAGCCCUCAAAAGGCGCUCGGCGGCCGCCAGAUGGAGUUCUCGCAGGGCCGCCUGCUAGGCGGGUCAGCCGCCCUCAACACCAUGUUGUUCAUCCUCAGCGCCAAGUCGAAUCUUGACCAGUGGGCUGGGCUCGGAAACGAGGGCUGGGACUGGGAUAGCCUCGGAAAGUCCCUGAACAAGGUCUACAACCUCGAUCCAUCUUCGGCAGCUUCCGCCCCAGGUGCCGGCCCCAUCAGCAUCAGCAUUCCGGAUGAUGCCGACAAGUGGGCGCAGGUCUGGCGCGAGAGUAUCGCCGGUCUUGGACUACCCGUCCAGGACGACCCUCUUGGCGAGAAUGUCCUCGGCGCGGUUACGUAUCCCGAGUCCGUCGACCCGAAGACCAAGGUCCGGAGCUACGUCGUCAGCGCGUACCUUGCCAUCGCGAGCUCGCGUCCCAACUUGACUGUGCGCACAUCGGUCCAGGUUGACAAGGUCCUGUUUGACCUCUCGUCUGGAGGCGAGCCUGUCGCCACGGGUGUGGAGUAUACGUUGACCAAGGACGGUGAGGAACUGUCCGGGCAGGUCGUGACAGCACACCGGGAAGUCAUCCUGUCGGCCGGUGCCAUCAACACCCCGCGCAUCCUCGAGCUCUCUGGCGUCGGGGACAAGGCCCGGCUCGAGACACUGGGGAUCCCCGUCGUGGUAGAUAAUCCCUCCGUCGGCGAGAACCUCCAGAACCACGUCAUCGUGCCACUGUCAUUCGAAGUCAACGAGAACUCGGGUGAAGGGUUUGACACGGUUGAUGGGCUCUCACGCCAAGACCCAACGGCCCUCGCUGCCGCCGCAGAGGCGUACGGCAGGCAGACGGGACCACUGUCCAGGACCAACUCCAACGUUCAGGCGCAGGUGCCUUUCCCUCACGUCGACACCGACAAGGGAAGAGCUGAUCUGGAACAAGUCCUGCGCAGCACCAUCGACGGCGCCACUGGGAAGAGCGACUAUGAACAAGCCGUCGAGGCCUAUGUCCAGUCCGUCCUCGAGUCCCCAACAGAGGCAUCAGCCGUCUACCUGACGGUCACCGGGUGGGCGUCUUACAACCCCGACGGCAGCUGGGCUGCAAUACCCGAGGGCAACGAGAAAUACUUCUCCAUCCCCGUGAUGCUCGCCCACCCCCUCUCCCGCGGCUCGGUCCACGUCACCCGAGGGCCCGACCACACCCUGGGCCUGGACAUCGACCCGGCGUACCUGUCCCACCCGCUCGACAUCGAGGUGCUCGCGCGCCACGUGAGGCUCGUCGAGUCCGUGCUCGCCGCGGACACGUCCAAGUCCGCGCUGGCCAGCCACCUCAACCAGUCGCCCAGCGCCAAGCGGUCCCCGGGCCUGCCCCGCGGGCCGGCGGCGUUCGGGGGCCACGAGGCCGACGGGGAGGAACAAGAGGGGCUUGAGCGCGCCCGCAGCUACGUCCGCGGUUCCGCCGUCGGGGCCUUCCACUGGACCAGCUCGUGCGCCAUGCUGCCGCGUGACAAGGGCGGGGUGGUGGACCCGCGGCUGCGCGUGUACGGGGCCAGGGGUCUGCGGGUCGUCGACGCGAGCAUCUUCCCGCUUAUAACAAGGGCCAAUACCAUGGCUACCGUGUAUGCUGUUGCUGAGAGGGCGGCUGAGAUCAUCAAAGCUGGUCAGUGA
Messenger RNA from Diaporthe batatas, 1983 nucleotides. RefSeq lists its product as uncharacterized. Lineage: Eukaryota; Fungi; Ascomycota; Sordariomycetes; Diaporthales; Diaporthaceae. Bases 1 to 1983 code for a protein of 660 amino acids. Gene Ontology annotation, molecular function: oxidoreductase activity, acting on CH-OH group of donors; flavin adenine dinucleotide binding. The transcript is spliced from 2 exons. The record is from RefSeq and is a predicted model, not a curated record.